ACUCCAACUUGUUGCGAAAAGCAAACCCCCUGGGUAUCUCUGAAAACCCUAAAAUUUUCGCAUUGCUCUGUCACACUCAUCCAUGGAAAUGCUAUUCUCUUCUUAAACCCUCACAUCCGAUUCAUCUCCGUACAUCAAAAUUCACGCUUCUCUCUAGGGUUUCCAAUCAGGAACAAUGUCUCUGCCACCCAUAGAGUGUAUUUAUGUAACGGAGGACUGUGUUCGCGAAUGGAAGAGUGGCAAUCCUGCCCUCAGGGUUUCCGAACCAGUUCCAUCGCUACGCUUCCUCUACGAGCUUUGCUGGACUAUGGUUCGGGGUGAAUUGCCGUUUCAGAAGUGUAAAGUAGCGUUAGAUUCUGUCAUAUUCUACGACAGACCGCCGACUGAGAAAUUAGCUUCAAAUUUUGCAGAUAUAGUGACCCAAAUGGCCCAAGAUCAUACAAUGUCGGGAGAGUUCCGAUCUCGUCUCAUUAAACUGGCAAGAUGGCUUGUGGAAUCUGAAUUGGUUCCAGUUAGGCUACUUCAAGAACGUUGUGAGGAAGAGUUUUUGGGGGAGGCUGACAUGAUCAAAAUAAAGGCUCAGGAUUUGAAGGGAAAAGAGGUCAGAGUUAAUACACGGCUUCUUUAUCAACAAACCAAAUUUAACCUUCUUAGAGAAGAGAGUGAGGGCUAUGCAAAGCUGGUCACUCUUCUUUGCCGAGAUUCCGAAGCUCCAACUCAAAAGGCAUCUGCCGCAACAAUUGGCAUUAUUAAGUCGUUAAUUGGCCAUUUUGAUUUGGAUCCAAAUCGUGUUUUUGAUAUUGUUCUUGAGUGUUUUGAACUUCAACCCGAUAACAGUGUGUUUCUAGAGCUGAUUCCUAUUUUCCCCAAGUCUCAUGCUUCACAGAUUCUUGGAUUUAAGUUUCAAUAUUAUCAGCGCAUGGAAGUCAGCUGCCCUGUUCCCUUUGGGCUCUAUAAGCUCACAGCGUUGCUGGUGAAACAAGAUUUUAUUGAUAUUGAUAGCAUAUAUGCACAUCUACUUCCGAAGGAUGAAGAAGCAUUUGAGCAUUAUAACACUUUCUCUUCCAAGCGGCUUGAUGAGGCUAACAAAAUUGGAAGAAUAAACCUUGCUGCUACUGGAAAAGAUCUAAUGGAUGAUGAGAAACAGGGUGACGUCGCAAUAGAUCUUUUUGCUGCUAUAGACAUGGAAACUGAUGCAAUUGAAGAGCGAAAGUCUGAGCUUCAAAACAGUCAAACUUUGGGCUUGCUUACCGGCUUUCUUUCGGUGGAUGACUGGUAUCAUGCACAUAUGCUGUUUGGUCGUCUGUCACCACUCAAUGCAGUGGAACAUAUCCAAAUAUGUGAGAGUUUGUUUAGGCUCAUUGAGAGGACAAUUUCUUCAGCAUAUGAUGUUAUUCGGCACGCACAUCAUCAAAACUCUGGAUUAUCUACAGGAGUUAGUACUGAUCCUAUGGAUGUAGAUAACUCCUCAAGACGAAGUUCUUUCAUAGAUCUUCCGAAGGAGCUUUUUCAGAUGCUUGCUUGUACUGGACCCUACCUUUACCGUGACCCUAUAUUGUUGCAGAAGGUUUGUAGGGUGCUGAGAGGUUAUUACUUUUCUGCCCUUGAGCUUGUUAGUCAUGGCGACAGUGCCUUGAAUUCUCAAUUUCCUGGAAUUGGAAAUCCUCAUCUACACCUGAAAGAUGCAAGGCUAAGGGUGGAGGAUGCUUUAGGAGCUUGCCUACUACCUUCUUUGCAACUGAUUCCUGCCAAUCCAGCUGUUGGCCAGGAAAUUUGGGAACUAAUGAGUCUCCUUCCUUAUGAGGUGCGAUAUCGUUUAUACGGUGAAUGGGAGAAAGAUGAUGAGCGCAUACCUAUGCUCCUAGCAGCAAGACAAACAGCCAAGUUGGACACUAGACGCAUUUUAAAAAGGUUGGCAAAGGAGAAUUUGAAGCAGCUAGGUCGAAUGGUCGCAAAAUUAGCUCAUGCUAACCCUAUGACUGUCCUACGAACAAUUGUUCAUCAGAUUGAGGCAUACAGAGACAUGAUUACUCCUGUAGUGGAUGCAUUUAAGUAUUUGACUCAGCUAGAGUAUGACAUUUUGGAAUAUGUUGUGAUUGAGCGCUUGGCACUUGGUGGACGUGAUAAGCUAAAAGAUGAUGGUCUAAAUUUGUCAGAUUGGCUUCAAUCACUAGCUUCAUUUUGGGGUCACCUGUGUAAGAAGUACCCUUCAAUGGAAUUGCGAGGCCUUUUCCAGUAUCUUGUGAACCAGUUAAAAAAGGGGCAAGGAAUUGAGCUUGUUCUAUUGCAGGAACUUAUUCAACAAAUGGCAAACGUCCAGUACACAGAGAACUUGACUGAAGAGCAGCUGGAUGCCAUGGCAGGGAGUGACACUCUUCGAUAUCAAGCAACUUCUUUUGGAGUAACUCGAAAUAAUAAGGCAUUGUUAAAGUCUACUAGCAGACUUAGAGAUGCAUUACUUCCCAAAGAUGAACCGAAGUUGGCGAUCCCCCUCCUAUUGCUUAUUGCUCAACAUCGUUCUCUGAUUGUCAUCAAUGCAGAUGCACCAUACAUUAAGAUGGUUUGUGAGCAAUUUGAUAGAUCCCAUGGAACUCUUCUUCAAUAUGUGGAAUUUCUUUGCAGUGCAGUUACUCCAGCAUCAAAUUAUGCUGCACUCAUUCCAUCGCUUAAUGACCUGGUCCACCUUUACCACCUGGACCCUGAGGUUGCUUUCUUGAUAUAUCGCCCUGUGAUGAGACUUUUCAAGUCUCAGAGGAGUCCUGAUGUUUGCUGGCCGUUGGAUGAUAAUAAUGCUGCAAAUGAUGCAUCUACAGAAUCUGAUCUUGUAGAUCAUUCUGGCAGUAUGGUUCUAGAUCUUGGCUCUGCUCGAAAUCCUAUAAGCUGGCAAUAUCUACUUGAUACUGUUAAAACCAUGCUGCCUUCAAAAGCGUGGAAUAGCCUUUCUCCUGAUCUUUAUGCAACAUUUUGGGGCCUCACACUAUAUGAUUUGUACGUUCCAAAAAGUCGCUACGAGUCUGAAAUAGCCAAGCUGCAUGCUAAUCUUAAGUCUUUGGAGGAGCUUUCUGACAAUUCAAGCUCAGCAAUCACCAAGAGGAAGAAGGAAAAGGAAAGAAUUCAAGAAUCACUUGACCGUCUGAUUAGUGAACUUCAUAAACAUGAAGAGAAUGUUGCAUCAGUUCAUAGGCGGCUUUCUCACGAAAAGGACAAAUGGUUAAGUUCCUGUCCUGACACUUUGAAGAUCAAUAUGGAGUUUCUUCAGCGUUGUAUAUUUCCACGCUGCACAUUCAGUAUGCCAGAUGCUGUUUAUUGUGCUAUGUUUGUGCACACGCUUCAUUCGCUCGGAACCCCCUUUUUCAAUACCGUCAACCAUAUAGAUGUCCUGAUUUGUAAGACUCUACAACCUAUGAUAUGUUGCUGCACAGAAUAUGAGGCAGGCAGGCUUGGUAGGUUUCUGUAUGAGACUUUGAAGAUUGCUUACUAUUGGAAGAGUGAUGAAUCUAUUUAUGAACGUGAGUGUGGAAACAUGCCUGGCUUUGCUGUUUAUUAUAGAUAUCCAAACAGCCAGCGAGUUACAUAUGGCCAGUUUAUCAAGGUACACUGGAAGUGGAGUCAGAGAAUAACCAGACUAUUAAUUCAGUGUUUGGAAUCUAGUGAGUACAUGGAAAUUAGAAAUUCUCUCAUUAUGUUGACAAAGAUUUCUGGAGUUUUCCCUGUUACUCGGAAGAGUGGGAUAAACCUUGAAAAGCGGGUGGCUAAGAUUAAAAGUGAUGAAAGAGAGGAUCUUAAGGUGCUGGCAACUGGUGUUGCUGCUGCAUUAGCUGCUAGGAAGCCGUCAUGGGUUACUGAUGAAGAAUUCGGUAUGGGAUAUCUUGAGUUGAAGCCUGCGCCAUCUAUUAGUAAAUCUUCUGCUGGAAAUUCAACAUCUGUACAAAGUGUGAUAAGUCUUGGUGUUUCUCAAACUGAAUCUGGCAGUGGAAAACAUCUGGACUCAGUGAACACAGUCAAAGACCAGACAAAAACAAAAACUGCAGACAGCAAGGUAGAAAGAACUGACAGCACAAUAGCUGGAAAAUCUGAUUCUGGCCAAGCAAAACUCAAGGGUAAUUCAUCGUUAAAUGGAUUGGAUGCUCCAUCAACCUUACCCUCACCUGCUGUACAAUCUGGAGCAACAAAAUCCAUGGAAAACCAAAAGCAAGCAGAAGAAUCUGUAAGUAGAGCAUCGGAAGAACAUGUUCCGAGAGCUGCAGAGUCAAGAGCUUCCGGGAAACGUUCGGCACCUGCUAGCUCACACUCAAAGCCCUCGAAACAAGAUCCUGCAAAAGAGGAUACUAGAUCUGGUAAAGCUGUUGCUAGAGCGUCUGGUUCUUUGAGCAGUGACAAGGAUAUACAAAACCAUGCAUCAGAGGGAAGACACACUGGAAGUACUAAUUUAUCUUCUUCAGUCAAUGCUAAUGGUAACAGUAUUUCAGCUUCUGCAAAAAUCUCAGCUCCAUCUACUAAGGGUGAGACCGGUAGUGAGCUCAAGGCUGAGAUGGGUGUCGUAAAGUCUUCUGAUAUUAGGGCUUCUGUGGUGAAGGAUGAUGGAAAUGAUGUUAUUGACUCGGUAAGAGGUUCCUCUUCACGUGUAGUUCAUUCUCCUAGGCAUGACAAUACAAUUGUUACUUCAAAGUCUACUGAUAAAUCCCAGAAGAGAGCUAGUUCUGCUGAAGAACCUGAUAGACUUGGUAAACGGCGUAAAGCGGAGGCGGAGCAAAGAGAUUUCGAGAAUGAAAUCAGAUUCUCUGAAAGAGAGAAGCUUGUAGAUCCUCGAUUAUCUGAUGAGAAAUUGGGGCCAGAUGAACUUGGUUUGUACAGGGCAGGGGAUAAGCCAUUGGAAAGGGCAAAAGACAAAGGAAAUGAAAGGUAUGAAAGAGAGCACAGGGAGAGAUUGGACCGUGUGGAUAAGUCUCGUGGAGAUGACUUCAUUGUGGAGAAACCUAGGGAUAGGUCAAUCGAAAGAUAUGGAAGAGAACGAUCUGUUGAGAGAAUGCAAGAAAGGGGUAGUGAAAGGGGUUUCAAUAGACUCCCUGAGAAGGCUAAGGAUGAUAGAAGCAAGGAUGAUAGAAGUAAAUUACGAUACAAUGAUGUAUCUAUAGAAAAAUCUCAUGCAGAUGAUCGCUUCCAUGGGCAAAGCCUGCCUCCACCACCCCCAUUACCUCCAAAUAUGGUUCCUCAAUCUGUUGGUGGUGGUAGGCGUGAUGAAGAUGCUGAUAGGAGGUACGGACCCACUAGACAUUCUCAAAGGCUUUCUCCAAGGCAUGAAGAAAAAGAACGGAGACGGUCUGAAGAGGCUGUGGUUUCCCAGGAUGAUGCAAAACGCAGAAAAGAAGAUGAUUUUCGAGAUAGGAAACGCGAGGAACGAGAAGCAUUAUCAUUGAAGGUUGAAGAGAGGGAUAGAGAGAGAGAGCGGGAUAGAGAAAAAACAAAUCUUCUAAAGGAAGAGUUGGAUUUAAAUGCUGCAUCCAAGAGACGUAAGCUCAAGAGGGAGCAUCUGCCAGCUGGUGAACCUGGGGAGUACUCACCAGUGGCUCCUCCACCUCCACCCCUAGGUAUUGGUGUUUCACAAGCUUAUGAUGGAAGAGACAGGGUAGACAGGAAGGGACCCAUGAUCCAACAUGCAAAUUACAUAGAUGAACCAGGUCUCAGAAUUCAUGGUAAAGAGGUAGCCAGCAAGCUGAAUCGUCGUGAUUCUGAUCCAAUGUAUGAUCGAGAAUGGGAUGAUGAGAAGAGGCAAAGAGCUGAUCAGAAACGGCGGCACCGAAAAUAAAAUACAUCAAAGCAGGAUUGUUCGUGACUUGCAAGUAGGUUCCGGGAUCACAUCAAUUCUAUCUGCUACUCCCUCAUCCUGCAAUUUUCAGCUGUUCAAAAUUAUUUGGUCUUCUAAAAGGCAAUGCCAAUCAAUUGUGAAUUGGCUUGUGCACUUGUAUAUAGUGUUGUAUAUUCUGGAUAGCCAGUGAUUAGCUGUACCAUUGUGAGAAUAAUUUAUUUUGCUGAGCCUACACUUACAUGAAUAGUCUAACCAACAAGAAACAUGAAUUUUGUGAAUUGCUAUAUUAACUUGACAUGAAAAGGGUUCGAUACACAUGGGAUUUUCAGCCUUGCCAUUGGGGAUGAAUCCUGUGCAUUCUCAUUUGAUGAAGCGAAUCUGCCAUUGGCGACUAAUAUAUCAAUGUUCGCUCAUUCUUUAUGUAAACUGAAAAGGAGUCGAAGAGCGUUUCCUAGUGACUUAGUUAGUUGUGCUAUUUGUGUAGACUGUCU
Molecule: messenger RNA, 6297 nt
Organism: Arachis stenosperma
Lineage: Eukaryota; Viridiplantae; Streptophyta; Magnoliopsida; Fabales; Fabaceae
Product: THO complex subunit 2
Exons: 32
Coding region: 176-5806 (1876 amino acids)
Biological process (GO): mRNA processing; mRNA export from nucleus
Cellular component (GO): THO complex part of transcription export complex
Molecular function (GO): mRNA binding
Source: RefSeq, a predicted model, not a curated record